Fusarium subglutinans is the source of this 2316-nucleotide messenger RNA. Its product is annotated as pre-mRNA-splicing factor ATP-dependent RNA helicase prp43. Lineage: Eukaryota; Fungi; Ascomycota; Sordariomycetes; Hypocreales; Nectriaceae. Bases 1 to 2316 code for a protein of 771 amino acids. The record is from RefSeq and is a predicted model, not a curated record. The transcript has 2 exons. Gene Ontology annotation, cellular component: intracellular anatomical structure; spliceosomal complex. Gene Ontology annotation, molecular function: RNA binding; RNA helicase activity; ATP binding.
AUGUCCGAUAUCAAGGGAGGAAAGCGUUCAAGCGCCGACGCCGACGAAUCCACGCGAAAGAAGGCCAAGAAGGACGGCGAGGACGAGAAAUACAACCCCUACCUUGCUCACAUGUACGACAACGAUAACAGCAAUGACAAUGGCAAUGGCAAUGGCGCAGAGCCUUCGCCGGACUCUCCUCUCGCUGGUAUGAAGAGGCAGCAUACUACCGCUGCCCAGGCUUCAAAGGCUGAGGACUCUGAGUCGAACCCUUUCACCGGCCGGCCUCAUUCGCAAAAGUACUUCCAGAUUCUCCAGGGCCGUCGCGAUCUGCCUGUCCACAAGCAACGACAAGAGUUUUUGGACAAGUACCACUCAACGCAGAUUCUCGUCUUUGUUGGUGAGACAGGUUCUGGAAAGACUACUCAAAUUCCUCAGUAUGUCGUCUACGACGAGCUACCUCAUCUUACCGGCAAGCUUAUCGCCUGUACGCAGCCACGUCGAGUCGCCGCCAUGUCUGUCGCGCAGCGUGUCGCCGACGAGAUGGACGUCACCCUGGGCGAGGAAGUUGGUUACAGCAUUCGUUUCGAGGACAUGACAGGUCCUCAGACUAUGCUCAAGUACAUGACUGAUGGUAUGCUUCUGCGUGAGGCCAUGCACGACCAUGAGAUGUCUCGCUACAGUUGUAUUAUUCUCGAUGAGGCUCACGAACGUACUCUCGCGACCGAUAUUCUCAUGGCUCUUCUCAAGCAGAUUUCUAUGCGCCGCCCCGACCUCAAGAUCAUCAUCAUGUCUGCUACACUCGAUGCGCAAAAGUUCCAAAAGUAUUUCAACGAUGCGCCCCUGCUCGCUGUCCCCGGUCGAACACAUCCUGUCGAGAUCUUCUACACCCCCGAGCCUGAGCGCGAUUACGUCGAGGCCGCCAUAAGAACCGUUCUCCAGAUUCACGCUUCAGAGCCUGAGGGUGAUAUUUUGCUUUUCCUUACUGGUGAAGAUGAGAUUGAGGACGCUUGUCGCAAGAUCAGUCUCGAGGCUGACGAGCUGAUGCGCGAGGUCGACGCUGGUCCUCUAGCCGUUUACCCUCUGUACGGUACCCUGCCUCCCCACCAGCAACAGCGCAUCUUCGACAAGGCCCCUGCGCCUCUUCGCAAGGGCGGCCGUCCUGGUCGCAAGGUCAUUAUUUCUACCAAUAUUGCCGAAACUAGUUUGACUAUCGACGGCAUCGUCUAUGUCGUGGAUCCUGGGUUUAGUAAACAGAAGAUCUACAACCCUCGUAUCCGUGUCGAGUCUCUCCUUGUCUCGCCCAUCUCCAAGGCUUCAGCCCAGCAGCGUGCUGGUCGUGCUGGUCGUACCAAGCCCGGAAAGUGUUUCCGUCUGUAUACCGAGAAGGCCUUCAAGAAGGAGCUUAUUGAGCAAACAUAUCCCGAGAUCCUGCGCUCCAACCUUGCCAACACCGUUCUGGAGCUCAAGAAGCUCGGUGUGGAGGAUCUUGUCCACUUCGAUCUUAUGGACCCCCCUGCUCCCGAGACGAUGAUGCGCGCCCUUGAGGAGCUUAACUAUCUUGCCUGUCUUGACGACGAUGGUGAGCUUACCACUCUCGGCAGCAUGGCCUCUGCAUUCCCCCUUGAUCCGGCUCUGGCGGUCAUGCUUAUCUCGUCUCCUGAGUUUUACUGCUCGAACGAGAUUCUCUCUAUUACCUCGCUUCUCUCGGUUCCACAAAUCUUUACUCGCCCUGCCAACAACCGAAAGCGCGCCGAUGAGAUGAAGGCUCAAUUUGCGCAUCCUGAUGGUGACCACCUCACCCUGCUCAACGCCUACCACGCAUUCAAGGGCCAGGCAACAUCCGAUCCCAACAGUGCAAAGCAGUGGUGCCAUGAGCACUUCCUCUCCUUCCGACAUCUCUCCAGUGCGGAUAACGUCCGCGCUCAGCUCAAGCGCAUCAUGGAGACGCAUGGCUUGGAGCUUGUGUCGACACCAUUUGAGGACAAGAAUUACUAUACCAACAUUCGACGCGCACUGCUCGCCGGUUUCUUCAUGCAGGUCGCCAUGAAGGAGAGCUCUGGCAAGCUCUAUCGCACUGUCAAGGACGAUCAGGCUGUGUUGAUUCACCCCUCAACUGUCCUCCGUACCGAGUUCGACUGGGUCCUCUACAAUGAGUUUGUCUUAACGUCCAAGCAAUACAUUCGAACAUGUACGGGUAUCCGACCUGAGUGGUUAUUGGAAAUUGCCCCUACAUACUACGAUAUCGACAGCUUUGAGCAAGGUGACGUCAAGCGUUCUCUUGCACGUGCUGCAGAGAAGAAGCGCCGCAAGGAAGCCAUGAAGGCUGGUCGAUGA